ACAGUUUCCACUGCCAGCCAGAUAAAAUACGCCGCUCGACAGUCCGGGCAGACGAUACGAGGCCGUCCCCAGGUGGUGUGUUGGUGGAUGUUUAAGUUCAGCAACAUCUUGGUUAUCUAAGAUCUCAACUCUCAACUCUCAACAACAACCCCUCUCCGGUGUUUUUGCGGUACCUAGAUCUAGAUACUGUUGCAGCAGUGAAUGAAUCGUGUGCACUGUGUAUUUUGUUUCCGAGGACGAGACGGGCAGCGAUUAUAAAGCUCGGAGUUGUUUUGACUUGUGCCACAGAGCCGGACUCCCCUCGGACCUGACCGCUAGACUUUUAGAUCUACAAGCUUUGCUGUGUUAACCUUACACCCUCCACACCCACACAGACCCGUCGUACUAGGGGCCUAUAUGGAUGGUAACGUUUGUGUUCCUAACAGGCCACCACGCUGCGUAUCCAUAGGAAGCUGUAACGUUCAUUUGACGUGGAAAGGAUUAUCCAAAGAGUUCCUCGGGAAUUGCGCGUGUGUGUUGUCUGAGAGAUCCCCCAAGGCCGUGAGCCAGAGCUCGUUCGUUUACCUUUGAGUGAUCAGGUGGGAUGUUAUCCUUCUAUUCUAUGGAAACCCACGAAGGCAAUAUGUUCGCGGUUGGGGACGAGUUUGAUCUAUGGAACAACGAAAAGGGUACCAUGCUGAUCCAUAGACCGGAAGUGCACCACUCCCCGGGCCAGACAGCGAUGACGUCACCAGACUACGCCUACUCCGAGUCGCCCUCCAUCCUCUCCAGCAUCAUCAACUUCAACGACAGCAGCAACCGCGCCGACAGCAGCACGUUCGACGACAGCGCUAACAUCGUCAGCAGCACAACCACCAGCAGCAGCAACAACAACAACUGGCGUUUUUACGGAAGCAACUACAACAACAACAAUAACAAUAGCAACAGCUACCACAACGCUGCCGGUGGCCAAGACAACAUCAACAACAGCAGCAGCAACAACAACAACAGCAUCAACAACACCAGCAUCCAUAGUGCCAGCAACAACAACAACAACAACAGCAACAACCUUAUCAGUAACAUCAGUAACAACAAUAUCACCACCACCACAACCACCACCAACAACAACAACCACCACAACAACCACAGCAACCACCACCACACAGCAAGCGACAGCAGCAGUUUCCCGUGCACAGACGUGAACCACCGGGCCACUGACAGCACCACGCUCGUCCCAGACGACAUCUUCCUACUGUCGGCCACCGCCAGGUUUCCCACCACAACCUCUGCCGCACUGCUGGACUUCCAGCCGGGGAAUGUUCAAGACCUCCUCCCCCUCUCUCCUCCCGAAUCCUCCAGCUCUUCCUCUGUAGAAUCCAGCUCCUCCCCUCCAAUCCUAACGCCCUUCUUCCCGGUCUCAUUAUCCUCCUCCUCAUCAUCAUCAUCGUCGUCUUCUUCUUCUUCGUCGUCUUCGGCAUCCUCCAUGUCCGUGGCUAUGACGUCACAGGUCCCCAGCUGCGCCGGUCAGACAGGGGGAGAGAGCGGUCAGCGACAACACAACGGCUACCACACCACGCCCUACGGCCCGGCCGAGAUAGCCCUGAGGGCUUCUUCCGGCGCGCCCUCAAGAGGACCACGCCCUUUGUGUGUCCGCGGAACCGUCGUUGUGACAUCCGGGGAGACCGGAGGAAUCUGUGUGGCUGUUGUCGCUACCAGAGGUGUCUGGCUGAGGGCAUGUCCAAACAAGAGUUUGGUCCGGACGGCGAAGACCUGGAGCUUUUGGUUCAGGAUCUGGUGGAGGCGCACGACAACAGUGUGUUGGUUUCUACGCGCGCAGCCACCUCCUAUAUACAGGAGAUGACCACAUUCCAUAGUGGAACUGGAUGACCGGGCGGGCGUGGAGAGACUGCAGGAGCUGUUGCUGUGUUGUCUGCAGCACGUCCUGUCGAGGACACGCCCCCGCCACCAGUGGGCCACUGUGAUUGGUCAGGCCUUCGACAUGCUGACGUCAGUGCGAGAAAUCAGCCACGUUUACUUCCAAAACACGGACCAUUCCGCGGCGAUAAAUCUGUUCAAGGAGGAGGUGCUAGCCCAGGAGAUGUCUCAGCUGACCACGAGCGACGACAGCCACGAGUCUAGAGGGUCAAGUCUGCGACAGGAAGUGGCGGGAGAUUCUUGACCGCUGGAGAAAAAUGUGUUGUUACUAUUUAUAUUUAACCAUUCACCUUUGUUGAUUGACAACCACAACAAAGACCACAUUGUUGAUUGACAGUGCGUGCGUCUGUUUGUCUGAGGUCUGUUUCCCUCUCUCCAUCCGUUCUCGUGACGACACAUGAUACAGAAGCUGGACACACGCCAUAAACUGAAGCCUGUUGUUCCAACGGACCACCGACCGAAGUCCGCCUCAGUGGUUCAGUGGCCCAGUGCUUGGCUGUCACGUGCAGGAGACCCAAGUUCAAUUCCCGAGUGGGGAGAAUUUUUAUCGAGUAUCUCAGUCUGU
This is a messenger RNA of Aplysia californica (California sea hare), 2479 nucleotides long. Its product is annotated as peroxisome proliferator-activated receptor alpha. The record is from RefSeq and is a predicted model, not a curated record. NCBI's taxonomy places the organism in Eukaryota, Metazoa, Mollusca, Gastropoda, Aplysiida, Aplysiidae. Gene Ontology annotation, biological process: regulation of DNA-templated transcription. Gene Ontology annotation, molecular function: DNA-binding transcription factor activity; sequence-specific DNA binding; zinc ion binding.